Molecule: messenger RNA, 4515 nt
Organism: Coffea eugenioides
Lineage: Eukaryota; Viridiplantae; Streptophyta; Magnoliopsida; Gentianales; Rubiaceae
Exons: 5
Coding region: 1-4515 (1504 amino acids)
Molecular function (GO): nucleic acid binding; RNA-DNA hybrid ribonuclease activity
Source: RefSeq, a predicted model, not a curated record
AUGAGAGCCAAUAUAGGAAAAUCAUCACCCCAAAAGGAACAACAGAAUAGGUAUAACUCUGAAAAGAAUCAUUGGGGCUAUAAAGAUGGAGAGAUGGUUCUGUUAAAUCCUAAGGAAAAGGUGAAUAAGAGUUUUAGUCAAAAGGACUUUAUGCCAGGGAGAAAGGAAGUCAAUAGAAAGGGUAUUGAAGUGGAACAGACAAAUAGGGAGAAAUCCAAAGAGGUUGGAGGAGGUGAGGUACAGCAACAAAGAGUUGAAGUUAGCUGCAGUAAAGAGAAAAUGCAUAGCUUCAGUUCAAUUAGCAGCAAGAGUCAGAAGGAAAGUUGUUCUAGAGAAGCUUCAAAGAUCCUCAUUGGGGGGAAGAGUAACAGUGUCCUUGAAGAAGGAAGGAUGAGUUUUUCUGAGGAGGUAGAGAAACAUGAGAAGAAUAAGGAUGAAGUGGAGAGGAAUGGUCUUGAGCAAAUAGCACUGGAGCUAAUGCAAGUAACAGUAGUGGAGGAAGAUUCUGGUAGACCUGAAACAGCCUUAAUGCAAAUUGAUCCAGGAUCUUCUGACCUGGGUUCAAAGGCUGCCCAGAAGCAUAACAGGAACAUGAAGAAACAGUUGAGAUCUCCCAAAAUCUCUAGACAGCCUUUGAGAGAACUGAGGGGGAACAGGUCUCUGACACCUCAACAAGGGAAAAGGAAACUGAUCUUGGUGGAUGAAGACAUGGUUGAAGUGCAGGUUCUGGUGUGGAACUGUCAAGGAGCAGGGAGCCCCUUGACAGUUCCCCAGUUGAGGGAGGUUAACAACCUCCUCUCCCCAAACUUAAUAUUUCUAAGUGAAACCAAAAACAGAUUUUGUUAUAUGAAAAAGGUCCAAAAAAUUCUGAGAUUUGAGGAAAGUGUGAUUGUGGAAGCUAUGGAUAGGAAAGAAGGGAUGGCCUUGUUUUGGAAUAAUGAUAUAGAAGUUAGGAAAGUGGUUACAACUGCCCUCACCAUAGAGGCACUAGUGUUUGACCCGGAUACUCAACUUGAGUGGUGGUUUAUUGGGCUGUUAGCAGGGGAUUUCAAUGACAUUCUCUCCAAUGAAGAGAAGUGGGGAGGGAGAGCAAGAGAUGACAGAAGUUUCAAGGAUUUUAACAGUUUUAUAGAGCAUAACAGCCUUGUGGACCUAGGAUUUAUGGGUAACCCCUGGACAUGGAGCAACAAUUGGGAAGGUGAGGGGGAGAUUAGGCAAAGAUUGGACAGGGGUCUGAGCACUGUAAGCUGGGGUCAAAUUUUUGAUAAAGCUAAAUGUGAACAUGUGGAAACUCUGGGAUCAGACCAUAGUAUGCUGUUCAUAGACAAUUGGCCUAGAGUAGAAAAACGAAGAUCAAGAUUUUUCUUUGAUAAGAGAUGGCUCAAAAGGGAGGACAUUAAUCAAGUGGUUGAGCAAGGUUGGAAACAACCAGUUGCAGGAAACAGUAUGUACAAGAUUACUAGACAGGUUGCUAACUGCAGAGUGGCUCUACUCAAAUGGAAAAACAACUUCACAGGGAACUCUUUGCUAAGAAUCAAUCAAGUUAAGCUUCAGAUUAAGGAGAUCAAUGACUCUAAGGACUCAGGAGUUAAGGAUAAGAUUGCAGAUUUAAAGAAGCAGUUGAAAGAGGCUUACUCUGAUGAAGAGCAGUAUUGGGCUCAGAAAGCAAGGAUUGAUUGGUUGAGAGAAGGGGAUAAGAACACCAAAUUUUUCUAUGCUUGUGUGAAGGGAAGAAGAAGGAAAAACAGAAUGCUUAACAUUCAAAGGGAGAAUAGAACUUGGACAAAUAGUGAGGAGGAGCUGGGAAUGGAAGUAGCUGUCUAUUAUAGAGGCCUUUUCUCUAGUUCAGGGAGUGAGGGUAUAACAAAGAUUCUUCAUGGUAUACCCCCUACUAUCACUACUGAGAUGAAUGCUAAGUUAACUAGAGAAGUAGAUGAGAUGGAAAUUAAAUCAGCUCUUUUUUCCAUGAAUCCUAAUAAGGCACCAGGUCAAGAUGGUAUGUCUCUCUUGUUUUUUCAAAAAUUCUGGCAUGUUGUUAAACCUGAUUUAGUUGCAGCCAUUAAGCAUUUUUUCCAAUCUAGCAAUUUGCCUAAGUCUUGGAAUCAUACGGUCAUCUCCCUCAUACCCAAAAUUCAGAAUCCUACUAACUUGAAGAGCUAUAGGCCAAUUAGCCUCUGCAGGCAAAUCCUUGAUAAUGUCAUUUUGUCUCAUGAGUAUUUGCAUUACAUGAAAAAUAAGAAACAAGGACAGAAUGGUUUUAUGGCUGUGAAGCUGGACAUGUCCAAGGCCUACGACAGAGUGGAGUGGAAAUUCCUUGAUGCCAUGAUGGAAAAGAUGGGCUACUGUACAGUCUGGAGGAAUUGGAUAUGGAGUUGCCUCUCCUCAGUUACAUACUCCUUCAACAUUAAUGGAGUACCUAAAGAGUUUGUAAUUCCAGAAGGAGGAAUAAGACAAGGUGACCCUCUGUCACCUUACCUUUUCCUUUUAUGUUCAGAAGGGUUCUCCAAUUUAUUGAAGCAAGCUGAGGAAGAGAAAAGGAUCUCAGGGAUGAAGAUUAGUAGGUCUGGACCAAGCAUGACUCAUCUAUUUUUUGCGGACGAUUCAUUGAUUUUCUGUAAAGCUGAAAGAGAGGAAGCCAGGGAACUCAUUCAAAUUUUGAGGAAGUAUGAGAAGGGGUCUGGUCAAUCUAUAAACCUGGAAAAGUCCUCAGUGUUCUUCAGCAGCAAUGUUAGUUAUCAGAGGAAAGGGGAAGUGAUACAAAGCCUAGGCACAAUUCAGGUGGCAACUCAAGGGAAAUAUCUGGGGCUCCCUAUGGUGAUAACAAGGUCUAAACAGCAAGUUUUUGGAUACAUUAAGGACAGUAUCAGUAGAAGAAUGAAUAGCUGGAAGAACAAGUUGCUCAGCCAAGGAGGGAAAGAAGUUUUGUUGAAGGCAGUUUCCAUGGCAAUGCCAGUUUAUACAAUGUCCUGUUUUAAACUCCCUAACAAACUGUGCAAAGAUGUGACCUCCAUGUUAGCUAACUACUGGUGGGGAGAAAAUGAUGGGAAAUAUAAGAUGCACUGGUGCUCAUGGGGGAGAUUGGCUAAAGAGAAAAAAGAGGGAGGGUUGGGGUUUAAAGAUUUGCAGAAUUUCAACAAAGCCUUGCUGGCUAAACAGGUAUGGAGACUGAUUUUCAAACCAAAUUUAUUAGUCAGCAAGGUUUUGAGGGCUAAGUACUUCCAUAGGGACUCAAUCUUUAAAUGCAAAGUCCCAAAGUGUGCUUCCUGGAUUUGGCAAAGUAUGAUGAAUGUGAGAGAUUUUGUGCAAAAUGGAACUAGGAAGAAGAUUGGCAAUGGCAAGGCUACAAAUAUUUGGGAGGAUAAAUGGAUCCCAGGAAAUAAGGAUGGGAAAGUCACAACUGCAAGGCCUCAGAAUUGCAAUAUCAGAAGAGUAGAUGAGCUGAUCAGUGGCUUUAGAUGGAGGAAACCAUUGGUACUCAGGACAUUCAAUAGGAAGGAUGCUGACGAAAUUCUGGAUAUCCCUAUAAGUAUCUCAGGAAGGGAAGACAGCAACUACUGGCUACAUAGUGGCAAUGGCAUCUAUACGGUCAAUUCUGGAUACAAGGCUUUGAGUAGAGAUGCAACCCAACACAUAGGAAGAGGAGCUGAUGAGGCAGAAACGAGCUCAGCAAACUCCAAUGGAAAGCAAUGGAAGUGGUUGUGGAAGCUGAAAGUCAAAAGCAAGAUAAAACACUUCAUUUGGAGGAGCCUAAAUGGGCUACUGCCAGUUAAUGCCUUGGUGUUUAAUAGAACACACCAUGGAGAUCCAAUAUGUGAUGGCUGUGGAGAACAUACUGAGUCUAUUGAACAUAUGUUUUUUCAAUGCAGCAGAGCUCAAGAGGUCUGGAAAAUGGCCCCAAUACAGUGGGAUGGGCUAACUAGACAGACAGGGAAUUUUAGAAUUUGGUGGACUGCAAUGCUGGAAGCCUCAGUUAACAAGGCUCUACAGGAAUGGCAAGAGCAAACCUCAGCUUGGAGUAAUGGGACAAUGUCCCCUAAGGAUACUGGAAGGGAAGGUGAGGAAGUAGAACCAAUGGAGGUACGAAGUGAUGAAAUGCAUAUCAAAAUAUCAACCAGUGUGCAGGAACAAUCCAAAAGAGUUGGUAUUGGGAUUUUAACAACUAACCACAGCAAUCAGGUGGUGUCAGCCUGGGCACUAGUUGAUAGGAAAUCAGGAAAUCAGUUGCAGACUAUAGCAGAAGCUGUAAAGAUGGCCAUUAUAAAGGCCAGACAGCAGCAAUGGCAGAAAAUUAUAGUCCACGUUCCCAGCCCGCAGCUGCUGAAAGUGAUUACGUCGGGAGUGGCUAAGGAUAUCAAAAUGUCUACUUUGGCUGAUGAUAUUAACAACCUCAGAGCAUUGUUCCAAAAAUGCUCCUUUUGUCUAGAUAGGAGAUUAGAUAAAAGAAGUGAUAUGAUUAGUGAUUAUGCCUUAGGCAUUGUUCAAGAUGAGGGAUGGAUUAACCCUCAGUGUUUCUAA